AUGCAGGCCUUCAGAAGAAGCGCAGCGCAAACUGCGCGCGCAGUCGCUCGUCAGCAAACAAAACGCUACGCCCACCACGAGGCCCCGGCCGCCGGCAGCAUCAAGUACCCCGAAGAAGAGAAGCUCGGAACCGGAUUCUUCAUGGCCAUGUCCCUCAUCCCGAUCGGCUACCUGAUGUUCCAGUUCGCUGGACCCGGCAACUACGAGCACAAAUACCUCACCCGCGUCAUCAACAGCUACGACGGAUACCGCAAGGAUGCCGCUCACAUCGCCGCUCUUCACACCGAUGCUCUUGAGCAGGCUGCUGCCGACCGUAACCUGUUUGCCAACACUCAGCGCGCCCAGAACGUCACGUUGAGAUUCCCUGAGAUUCUCAACACUGGAGCACCUCACAACGUGCCCGCCGGCCACUACGCCGACAUGUCACAGGUCAUCGCCAAGUACGAGAAGGAGGCAUACGAGGCCAAUGCAAAGAAGUUGCAGCAGAUCAAGGACAAUGCUGUUCCCAGCGAACAGCCUUUCAAGGGCAACCUUCCUACUGGUGUUGAGACCGUGUUGAUGUAA
This is a messenger RNA of Aureobasidium melanogenum CBS 110374, 564 nucleotides long. RefSeq lists its product as uncharacterized. NCBI's taxonomy places the organism in Eukaryota, Fungi, Ascomycota, Dothideomycetes, Dothideales, Saccotheciaceae. The coding region runs from base 1 to 564 and encodes 187 amino acids. The transcript has 3 exons. Gene Ontology annotation, cellular component: mitochondrion. The record is from RefSeq and is a predicted model, not a curated record.